Molecule: messenger RNA, 540 nt
Organism: Trichoplax adhaerens
Lineage: Eukaryota; Metazoa; Placozoa; Uniplacotomia; Trichoplacea; Trichoplacidae
Exons: 4
Coding region: 1-540 (179 amino acids)
Source: RefSeq, a predicted model, not a curated record
AUGCCUACCAAUCCGACGCUCCAUCUUCAAGAAUCAUCGCAGCUUAGCGAGCAUUCUCAUUCGAAUAAUCCUCUAGCCAUGCCUGUAAACAUACGCACUGUCUCCAUCAUCAUUGGCAGCAUUAUUUUAAUCAUCGGCUUGAUUAGUGUGACAUUAGGUUGCGUACCAUAUGUAUUUCUUGAAAUUCGUCAUGAUCCUAACGUUGCAACAGCAAUUAAUAUUUGGGCUGGAGCAAUGUAUAUUAUUUGUGGGAGCUUAGCCAUUGUUAACCAUUGCCAAAGGAUUAAUCAUCGCUUGAUGCAGGAUCGUGGAAGCAAUCAAGCUCGAAGACGUCAACUUCGCUUUCAACCAGGAAUGAACUUCAUUAUUGACUCAAAAAUUGUAGUUAACCCCUUGGAGAAUAUUUCCAUGGGUAAUUUUUGCUUUGAUGAUUCAUUGACAAUUACUUUAUUGAUAUUAGAGGCUGGAAGACGACCUAAAGUCCGUUUUUCAGAACCUGAAACAGCGCUUAGCAAUCAAUCUUCGCUGCCAUUGAAGUGA